CAACAGAGCUGAGCUGAGCCCGCAUACCACUGCUGCUGACUGAUGUGAUCCCACACACACACACAAAGGCACACUCUCUCUCGUCACACACACUCAUCAUACCACACUCAUAGCGGCACUGAAACCCCAGACCAGUGCAGGGAGAUGCUACCGGCUGGCAACCACUGACAUCCACACACUGCACCCUCUCCCCUGGAGAUCACAACACACUCCUACUUCACAGAGGAAGGCCACUUGACAAGAGACACUACAUUGACCUCCAGCAGUUAGACUGUACCUGAUCCUACAUCCUACAAAGAAAGGGGAACCUGACUCUGAGUGGAGCAAGAAAAAAGGAGCAAUCAUACCCCACCACUGAAACACAACCCACUGAACCAAGAAACACAGGGGCUGACGGCCGUCUCUGGCUGCUUGGGAACAGAGGCAGGAUGCUGGCGAAAAUCCUUGAGGACAUGUGGGUGGAACCGGAGGUGCUGGAGGCCCUCAGUGAGGAGCAGAAGAGGAUCCUGUUCCUAAAAAUGAGAGAGGAGCAGGUACGCCGCUGGAGAGAGCGUGAGGAGAGGGAGGAGAAGGAAGGAGGAUACAACAACAUCAGGCAAAAGAAAGCUUCCAGUAAACAUGUGAGGUGGCUGCUCGGUCGGGACGGGGAUGUGAGCGUCAGUAUAAUCGGAGAGGUGGACGAAUUCAGGUCCUCCAAACUCCUCCAGAGCCUCAUGAACAACAGACUCCACAGUGAUAAUAUGAAUGGCAUCCAGACAGUGGACUUGCUGCCAGGAAGAGAGGCCCGGGAGCUUGGCUUUAAAGAAGAAAUCCAGCUGCCCCUCGCAGAUGUUAGCGAUUAUCCAGCUUCAUCGUCUGAGGAGGACGUGGACUCCUGCAGCGCUGAUGACGACCUGAAGGACCCCACGGAGGACAGCGACAGUGAAUCAGGCAGCAGCUCAGACAAUCUCAGCGACUGGGCUCCUCUCUACAGGCCCCAUCUUAGUAGCCAUGGCAACCAGCCGCCGCUCAUAGCCCAGCUGUCAGACACAGCGAGAGCUGACCCACAAGACAGAGAGAUCAUGCGUUGUGAAGAGAAAAAGUCAGAAUAUGGAGGUCGCGUAGCGCAGCUCAGGAGGGCAUUCACAGAUGAUCUUCACAGCACAACACCUGCCUACACCAAACCUCCUAUACCUGCCAAACCUGCUUACCUACAGAAAAGAAGCACACCCUUGGUCCAUUAGGACCCCAGGUGUAUCCACUCGACUACAAGGCAACACUUGACCUGCACUGAGUGUAACAAACCCUGUGCAGAAAUAAUGGCUCAGUGACAUACUGUUGGACCAGGCGGUGGCCUCAUGCAUGUGAAGAAGAAGGUCCUUAUUUGAACCUGAGCAGUGAACUGAGAUUCACUUUAUUAGGCCCCAAUUCAAGGGCUGACUCAUAGACAGAGAAAUGUCUGGAGGGUGGAGUGAGAGAAAGACUUGAAAGCUUUUAAAUCAAAGUCAACCUGAAUGAUAAAAUGAAACAGCUUUGAUGUUGCUGAGUUCAAAUACACUCAUAUAGUUUUUGUGAUUGACAGGCAGACACAGAGCGAGAUGUCCAGAGAGACAUACACUCACAGACUGUUGACUAUUGGUGAAAAAACACAGUUUUAUUAUCAAAAUGUCUUAAGAGGUUAUUUACAACCAAAACUUUAAUUCGAUAAAAUUAUAUUCAUUUCUUCUGUACUGUUUAAAAAGUUGAAAUUAUUUUCAAAUUUGUUCAUGUAACUUGUCACUGUGUCGUUUUAACAUCACUAACAAACACCAGUGUUGACAACAUCUUCAUCCAUCAUCUCAACAAUCAACAAUCACACUGGUGCAGGUGUUUGUAGAUAAAAUAAAAAGACUGAAUUCAUGGUAAAAGAUAAACAGACUGUAUUUGUGCCUCUAUGCCUGUAUACUGAGAGUACAUGUACCUCAGACCAUUCACUGACAAUAGCACUGAGUAGCUCAUCAGGAACAGUUGGCCUUUCUGUGUCCUGCUCAUGAACACCUCCACAUUUUGUUGGGAAGAAAUCAAACCACCAACUGGGCAAUUACCAAAGUGCUCUAUACUAUAUUAUGUGCCUCCUAUAACUUGAACAAUCUGUUUUCUAUAUAAUUUGUGCUGUUCUUUGUUUGAAUGAUUGAACAGGCUACAAUGACGUCACAACACUGUUUGUACAAAUUUGUGGGAAAUCAUAGAGUGGUCCUACAGUGCAGUUUUUGGACAUUGACACCAUGUUAAUGUAGUUGUUUUGGAUUUAAGUAAGUAACUAUGAAGUAGCUUAAAAUGGAUGGUGUUUACCUGCUCAGGAGCUAAUGAACUAUAGCUCUUUUUGCUAGCAAUGCUAGCAGUGUGGCUCAAGGGAUGGUUGACUUAAAUAUUUCAGCAACUAUUGCAUGGAUUGCAACAGAGAUUUUCUUCAGACAUCCAUAUUCCCCACAGGAUGAUGCACGUAAAGCUGUUUUUGUGCUAAUUACCAAAUGUUAGCAUGCCAACAACUAACAGUGAACAUAGCAAGAAUUCUACCUGCUGAACACCAACAUGUUAGCAUUGUGAGUGUGUUAGCAUGUUUAUAACAGCAUUUAGCUCAAGGCACCAAGCACAAAGUAUAGAACCACAGAGCGGACCAAAAUAAAAAAGUAAGAUAGAUUUUAAUCAACAUGUUUCAUUGACCUUGUAAAUUCUGUGUUGACCUUAGAAAUAGCAAUUUGAUAAAAACAAUUCUUAUCACAUGGUCUACUUACAUUAUCUUAAUGUUUUCAGUUAUCACAUGACCAAAAGUUCAUUCUUAGGUCAUGUUAAUGGAGCUAAACCAUUUCCAUGACAACUGGGCAAACUCCAUUCAAUAAUGACGGCCACAAUAUGUGGCUAAAAGCCUUGGAAACCAAGUAAGUGGACUUUGUCCUUGUAGUCAAUGACUUUCUGAAGUCUCCAACCCACAGACAUCAACAGACACUUCCAUUGUUAUCCAUUUUGGGGCCUUUUUGCCUUCAGUCUGGUCCUCAGCAAAUGAAGCACAUGAUCCUUUGGGCUGAGGUCAGCUGACAGGGUGUGGUCAGGUGACUGAAUUGGCUAGGCAAGAGAAAUGAACUUUUCUGGCCCUUAAAGCCAGCUAUGUUUAGAAUGACUGACCUGCACAGUCAUAAAAUUGGAGGGACUGUGUAUAAAAAGAGCUCCAGUUCCUAUUCUGGUCAGCCAAUUUGGAUGUGAACACCCUCAAACAUAGCUUUGAGUCAGCACUUUAACCCCAUGGUCAUUGUUUCAUUUCAGUGGUGUGCUGGGAGUACAGAUCUAAAACAAUGAAAAACGUGACCCUCACAUAUAUUUAGACUCCACUGCAGCUUUAAAGGGGCAUCAGAUGCAAGACACUGCAGGAAAACACAAAAUCACUCUUGUAAGAAUAUGUCUUACCAUGAGAGUUAUAAUAGUGCUUCAUUUUUUAGGUUUGGAGUGUUUGAACUGCAGUUACUUCCUAACUAUUUGGUCACAUGUUCUCUUUACUUGGUCACUAAUUCUUUGCUAAAACCCCUGCUGACACUUUGACUUUUGUAUUUUACAUUGUAUUUGUAUUUGUAUUUGUAUUUGUAUUUGUAUUUGUAUUUGUACUGUUUUUUACUUAAUGGGAAUAUGUGCCUGGUGUUAUUGGUGUGAAAAAGAAAAAAUGAAAGAAACUGAAAUACUG
Lates calcarifer (barramundi perch) is the source of this 3691-nucleotide messenger RNA. RefSeq lists its product as uncharacterized. The record is from RefSeq and is a predicted model, not a curated record. The transcript is spliced from 6 exons. Gene Ontology annotation, cellular component: cytoplasm. NCBI's taxonomy places the organism in Eukaryota, Metazoa, Chordata, Actinopteri, Centropomidae. Bases 429 to 1223 code for a protein of 264 amino acids.